Messenger RNA from Aspergillus wentii DTO 134E9, 1686 nucleotides. RefSeq names its product fungal specific transcription factor domain-containing protein. Gene Ontology annotation, biological process: DNA-templated transcription. The record is from RefSeq and is a predicted model, not a curated record. Gene Ontology annotation, molecular function: DNA binding; zinc ion binding. NCBI's taxonomy places the organism in Eukaryota, Fungi, Ascomycota, Eurotiomycetes, Eurotiales, Aspergillaceae. The annotation marks the transcript as partial. The transcript is spliced from 5 exons.
AUCGGGUGUGAUGCAGAAUUUCCACAAUGCAAUUGGUGUAAGCACCAUAACCUCGCGUGCACGUACAAUCGAAUAGCAGGACGAAUCAAAUCACGCUUCCAACUAACCAAUCAAAUCAGGAACCACAUAGACUUGUCUUCUUUCAGUAACGUUGCUCAGUCAGAAUCAAGAGGCUCCAAGUCAUUUCUCUCUAACACUGGUUCCUUGACAUUUUUCAGUGGCAUCCAUUUACUUUCUGAUGAAGGCAUUGAAUGGAUUGAACACCAAGUUGGAGAUAAGGUUAACUGUGCCAAGCUAAACGCGCUGGAGCUUCCAUGGACAUGUCCUCGUCUAUUGCACGACGAUGCUACCAUUUUAUCUGACUCCGUCACUAAACUGCCUUGUCGAGAGAUUGUUGAGCUCUAUGUUUCACGGUAUACCUCGUCAUUCCAGAGCCUUGUUUUCCCUGUCAUCAGCAAGUCUAUCUUCACCAAGACAUUAGAUCUUGCUUAUGGACCUCCUGGGGUAUUUGGGUAUGCCAGUGCCAGGGCUUGUGUCUGGUCAUUUCUCUCGCUGGUCGGGAUGUUCGGAUUUGACAUCAACACAUACGGAGCCGUGGAUUGUGGAUCCUAUAUUUCAGAGGCCCGAGGGUUAUUGCCCAGCAUCAUCCACGAGAUGACGGUAGACGGCCUUCAAUCGCUUGUGAUGCUUGUGCAAAUUGAGUACUUUUUGGGCGAUCUCCAAUCGGCUGCAGUUUCCAUAUCGAUUGCGACUCGUCUUCUGUAUAAACUUGGGACUCACACGGCUUCGGCAAAUCCAAAUCAAUCAUUGCAUCCUUCUCACUAUGACAAGUCAAGACUUGAAUGCCACAUGCGGGAUCUUUUCUGGGUGUGCUAUUCUUUUGACAAGGAUAUUUGCCUCAGAAUAGGUCAGCCCCCAUCCAUCAAUGAUUCUGAGUACGAUCUUUCACUUCCUUUAGAGUAUGCUCGAUUGCAAAACCUCAAUAUGCUCAGAGAUAAUAUAGCAUCUGACGAUCGUGUACUUCCACUGUUCCCGUGGGACAUCCGGCUGUCAAUGAUCAAAUCGGAGGCUUAUACCACUCUGUACUCAGCCAAGGCCCACUUCAAAUCAGACUCUGAGGUUCUCGAGAGUAUUCGGCAUCUUGACGCCGCAUUGGAGCAAUGGAGGCUCUCACUUGAACCGGAAAUUCGUCCACUGCUAUGCCAUACUCCGGAUACAUCCGUCAGAACAGGUUUGAACACGCAGCAAGUCAUGCUAUGUCUUGCAUAUUACCACUGUGUGUCUAUAAUUCACCAAGCAAGUGACAGACGCAAUAUCUCAGGACUUUUCCAUGCUGGGAUUGAAUUGGAGGGGAUCAGUUCUAGUGCGACAAUUUCAACCACUGCGAGUCGCUCAACGCUUUCACUUCUUCAAACCACAUUACCCUCAUUGAAAGGCGAAUGCUUUUGGGUUGUGCUCUUUUACAUCUUAACGGCAAACCUAAGUCUCUUUUGCAAAAUUCUCAGAGAUCCUUUGCAACCCGAAAGCUCUCACGACGUAAACAUUUUACAAGAUAUCCCCGCGUUAUUGAACAAAAUCCCCAUUCGAUAUCUCACUCCGGCCGAGAUCAUGCACUUGAAGUUUUUGAACGGAUUUACCGCGGAAUUUGCAAGACUAGCGAUGUGCGCAACGUCCAAAGCUCAAUGA